CUUUAGAAGUGGUAGGAACUAAAACACCCAGUGAGAGACCGGAACUCGUGUCGGACCACUUCCUGUCCUGUGUGAGGUCACAAUGCUCGCCCUGAGACGGUUUCAGCGGAUAAAAGCUGUUUUUUCCCAACAUGGAAAUGCAAGUUUAAGAAGUUUGACCUCUUCAAAUGUAGAACAACAGAAAGAUGACGUGCUGGUAAAGAUUGAAAACCCGUACAUAGAAGCACAGAAAGGAUGCAUCCUCUGCAGCGUCACAGUGGACUUCAAAAACAUUCAGCUGCUGUCUCAGUUCAUCUCACCUCAUACGGGCAGAAUAUACGGCCGACACAUCACAGGCCUGUGUGGAAGAAAACAGAAGGAAGUCUCUAAAGCUAUAAAGAAAGCUCAGUCGAUGGGUUUCAUGUCGGUGACUCACAAGCAUCCGCAGUUUAUGAAGGAUCCCAACAUCUGCGGCGUCAGACAUCUGGAUUAGUGGAUCAAUGUGUGAAACUCGUCUACUGUGUUGAAACUGUAAUUAUUAUUAUUUGUUAAUUAAAACCUCUGAUUCUGA
Messenger RNA from Thunnus maccoyii (southern bluefin tuna), 550 nucleotides. RefSeq names its product 28S ribosomal protein S18c, mitochondrial-like. Gene Ontology annotation, cellular component: ribosome; mitochondrial small ribosomal subunit. The transcript is spliced from 6 exons. Bases 83 to 472 code for a protein of 129 amino acids. The record is from RefSeq and is a predicted model, not a curated record. NCBI's taxonomy places the organism in Eukaryota, Metazoa, Chordata, Actinopteri, Scombriformes, Scombridae. Gene Ontology annotation, biological process: mitochondrial translation. Gene Ontology annotation, molecular function: structural constituent of ribosome; small ribosomal subunit rRNA binding.